AUGCGGGUCCUGGAACUGAAGUACGGCGCUGACGACGUGCGGCGACACGUCCUCCUCGCCGGGGAGAGGUACACGAUUGGACGAAAGGAGUGUCGUCUGCCGCUUCCUAGCGGCGACCCGUCUGUCUCGCGGCACCACGCCAUCAUCACCGUGCGGGCCAUGCCACCGCACAGUGUCUUGAGCCCGAACUUGGAGGUGGACGUGAGCGUGACGGACUGCUCCAAGCACGGCACACUAGUGAACAAGGAGCUGAUUGGCCGCGACAACAGCCGCGUUAUUUACAGCGAGGACGUCGUUAUGUUUGGCAGGCGCGUGACCGCGCGCGUGCGCAGUACAACGCUGAUUUUAGUGGCCUCCAUCGAGUUGUCUGAGGAGGAACAAAUCUUGCUGCAAAGGGCUGCGGUGCGUUUAGGGGCGACGAUUUUGCAGGAACCCGUUUCAGCACGCGAGGCUUUUUUUCACGUGGGGCUUGGCUGCAUCGGGUUUCUCUACGUCACACACGACGGGUACGAGGUCACACCCGACAUGCUUCUGGCGAUAACCCACCAGUACCACGUGACGACGCCGAGCUACGUGAGUUCCCUCGUGGACCGAAUUGCUGAAGAUGGCGCACUCAUGCCUCUACAGUUUCCCGCACCCACCGUAGCUUGUCCCGCCUCCGCAAGUUUUCCUGUAGAAGAAUACCUACCUCCCUCGCCAGCCUUUUACGACCUGAAUGAAUUCCUGUUAGCAAAGCCGCAGCCACGCAGACCACUGCAGGGCUACACCUUUACUAUUGCGGACGCUCAGGUAAGGGAUAGAUACGAGACUCUGCUGCACCACGCUGGUGCAGUGGUGAUGUUCAUGCCGCCUGAAGGCGUGACGAAUACAAGAUUGUACACCCAUGGAACAACCACGGUGGGCCUGGCGAGUGAUGAUAUGUUUGCAAGGCUCAAGGCCACGCUGGGCAUCCAGCACUGCUCCACCGGCAACGACGCCGGCGUCACAGGAACAACAGAGUCCCCGUUGGCCACUGAGGGUAGCAGUCCCCACAAUUGCCACGAUGGUCGCAGCCGUGGCAGUACUACUGUCAAUCGUGGGUGUGACUUCACCCAAAAGAGCGAUACCAUCGAAGUGGCGUACGCAACACUUUGCAGCGCUGGUCUCUGCGUGAUUCCUGAAAUAAACGUUCUGCGAGCCGUUUUUACUGGCAACGUGUUGGAGAUUACUGGGACACCGUCGGCGGAUUGCCUCCGCAGCGUGGGCCAAGUGUGUGGAGUAGUAGCACCAGCAAGGAGAGAGGAAGCGGAGGUUUCAAUGGGGUUUGUGUGGAACGAUUGCACAUAUGACGAUCCUUGUUGUGCGGCGUCGCGCACCCAGUCAUUGUGCGCGGCAGCAACGCAUAUGCAGGUGGGGGGGAGCGGAUCCUACUCGAUGUCGCAGCCAUCCACGGAGGCGCAAUGCAGCGAAAUGCCGAAGAGGACGCCGAUGAAAGACGAACAACAACGCGUGUGCUCGAACGCGUCGACUGAGAAGCAGGGAGAUGAAGGGUUCCCAUCGGCUGCAGGCGUCGAUUGCGAGUGUGAGGAGGCAUUAAGGGGGCGGCGGAGUGGCGGGGAGCGUCGCUCUGAGGGGGAGCAGCAGCAGCACACUCUUGUUCGUCUUUGCCAGAGCCACACUAGUGACACCCACGCAACUCCCGUUACGCAGUCAAGGGAGCUAAACUCGCAGAAAGCGGGGUCGGCGGCGCGGGAAACCCAUGCAUUGCCGCGGAAGCCAAUCAUCGUGUACGCGCCAGCUCAAAUGAAUGGCAGCAACCAGGGAAGCAAAUUUCCGGCACGGCAACGCGUGGUGGGAUACAAGAUUACCUCGCCGCGACUGCCUUCUCGGUCAACCUCGUCGGCGGUGUUGAUGUCGUCUCGCAGCACCUCCCAUACUCUCUCCAAGGACGCCGACUCCGUACCUCGGGAAGAGGCCUUGGAGAAACCCAAGGGGCACAGUCAUGCGACAGAUGCGGUGAACGCCGCGGCAGUGUUGGUUGCUUCGCGACAGGGGCACGCAGCACCGCAACCCGUUCCACGGUAUUGCGUGGCGGUGUCACAACAAAAUCGAGAAUGUACGGGCGGCAGAGCACGUUCCACAAGCCAUUCCCAGCUCCUGUGUACGCCACAUGCAGUUCCCGUGAGGCAGCUUCACUCAACGCCGAAGUCUUCUGCACAACCGUUGCAGCGAGAGAGGUCCUGCCCGUCGACAACGAUGCGCCGUGGUUCAACUGUUCGGCGACCUUCCUUGACGGGUGCUGAUGUUCCGCGGUUUGUUCGCUCUGGCACUGGUAGGCCCCGUUUUGGCAGUGCCGCCUUUCCGGCACCGCAGCAUCAUUGCGGUGUUGUCUACCAGAAGCUUCUUUUUCAGCAGGAGGGACAACAGGAAAGGACGGCGAGUUGUAAUACCAACAGUAGUGCGUUCACUGACCUCGACGCCGCUGCCGAGAUGGCACAGCAGCAGCAGGACGCCUUUUUGGGGGGGCGUGCCGUAGGCUUUAUGCACCACUUCCUCGAUGCCUUUUCCCUCAAUGUGGAGCAGGUGUGCCAGCGUGUGCUGAAGCAGAGGCACGUGGACGCGAAGACCAUGAGCUUUCUAGAGGAUGGGGUGGUGCAGCUGACAGACUUUAUUGGGUGGCUCCUGUCCAGCUACAGGUCGGACGCCGCACGCGAAAGCACCCACGACGUCCACAAGAAGGCUCUUGUGACGCUCCGGCGGAUCCUCGCCACAUGCAAAGCCGUGAGGUCGCGGCCGCUGCUAGGCUCGAGGGAAAACAUGGAUGCCGUCCGCCGCCGCCCCCACACCGCGUGGCGGCCGUCGCUCUCCAGAGAGCUGUCCGUGCCCAGUAUGGGAAAAACAUUUUUGUGCGUCAGCUGA
Molecule: messenger RNA, 2898 nt
Organism: Trypanosoma rangeli
Lineage: Eukaryota; Euglenozoa; Kinetoplastea; Trypanosomatida; Trypanosomatidae
Product: recombination initiation protein NBS1
Exons: 1
Coding region: 1-2898 (965 amino acids)
Biological process (GO): mitotic G2 DNA damage checkpoint signaling; double-strand break repair via homologous recombination
Cellular component (GO): Mre11 complex
Molecular function (GO): protein binding; damaged DNA binding
Source: RefSeq, a predicted model, not a curated record